AUGUUUUCCUCUUCGAUAUUUGUGGCGGUUCUCGCCCUGGUCGAAAUAGUGGCUGGUGAAGCACCAUCAGGAAGUUCUUCAACAACAGCAACCACACCCGCCGCACAGGCUGCUGCUGCCGCUGCAAAGGCUCUCAAAGUCAAAGCCGCAAUGUUCAACCAGGAUUUCUAUGAUUACAUUUUUAUUGUUCUUGCGGCUUUGAUCGGUGGUAUGAUUAUUUGGAGGGUGGUCAUGGAGUCUGUCAAAUACAUUCGAACCAUGGCAUCACUCAACAACGAGACGCAACGAUAUUUCGCUAUUCCUUCUUCCGGCUUUGCGAAAUUCAAGAAGCAUGUUCUUUAUGCUCCGGUCUUGAGCAAGAGACAUAAUAGGGAAAUCCAAAUGGGAAGAGCCAUUAACGUCGGUACUCUUCCUACUAGAUUUCAACUUGCCUUUCUCUUGGCUUACUUCGCAACCAACAUUGCGUUCUGUGUUGUGAGCAUUACCUGGGAUCAGUCAUAUGCUACCGUAGCCCAGCAGCUUAGGAAUAGAACCGGUAUCCUUGCCGUCGUUAACAUGAUUCCCCUCUUCAUAAUGGCUGCCCGAAAUAACCCUUUGAUCAACUGGCUUAAUUGCUCUUUUGAUACUUUCAACCUUUUGCACAGAUGGACUGGUAGAAUCGUAACCCUUCAAAUGAUUGCCCAUGUUGCUGCUUGGGCUGCCGCCAAAGUUCAUGCUUCUGGCUGGUCUGCCGUUUGGGCGUCGAUUGGCAAGAGUUCUAUGCUCACGUAUGGUGCCAUCGCUACGAUCGCCGCCGUUGUAAUCAUGAUCCAGGCUAGCUCGCCUAUACGCCAUGCCGCAUAUGAGAUCUUCAAAUACCUUCACAUCGCACUGGUUAUCGUUGUCAUCAUCGGCAUCUAUUACCACUUGAAAUUAGCUGACCUCCCACAAUUACCACUUCUCUGGGGUGCCAUUAUCCUUUGGGUUACUGAACGCGUCUAUAGAGUACUUACCGUUGCAUACCGAAACUUCGGAAAGGGUGGAUCUAGAACAUUAGUAGAAGCCCUUCCAGGAAAUGCCGUUCGUGUUACCGUUGAUAUGGCACGUCCAUGGAAAUUCAAGCCUGGUCAACACGCAUAUCUUUACAUGCCAUCCAUCGGACUAUUCCAAUCUCACCCUUUCUCAGUCGCUUGGUCAGAAGAAGCAGAUGAUUUAUCAGACGAGAAAUUAGCUAUGAACCGUCAAGAUAUUCUCGCUAUGCAAAAGACAAGCAUGUCAUUUGUCAUUCGAGCUCGAACUGGAUUUACUGAAAAGCUUUUCAAGAAAGCCGAGGCCUCCCCAGAUGGAAAACUCUAUACCAAGUGUUGGGCUGAGGGUCCAUACGGAGGAAUGCAUAUGAUGCACUCUUACGGCACAGUCAUGUUAUUUGCCGGAGGAGUCGGUAUCACUCAUCAAGUCCCACAUGUAAGAGACCUCGUUGCCGGAUACGCAAAUGGAACCGUCGCAGCCCGAAAAAUUGUUCUCGUCUGGACUAUUCAAUCGCCCGAACAUCUCGAAUGGAUUAGACCAUGGAUGACCUCCAUUCUCGCAAUGGACAAACGUCGCGAAGUCUUGAGAAUUAUGUUGUUCGUCAGUAGACCAAGAUCGACAAAGGAAAUCCAUAGUCCGUCGGCUACCGUACAGAUGUUCCCUGGUAGACCGAACAUCGAGACCUUGUUGGAAAUCGAAAUGGAAAAUCAAGUAGGAGCAAUGGGAGUAUCAGUGUGUGGAAGUGGUGCGUUGAGUGAUGAUGUGAGGAGCGCGGUGAGGAAACAUCAGUACAACGGAAAUAUUGAUUUCGUAGAAGAGGCUUUCUCCUGGUAG
Messenger RNA from Botrytis byssoidea, 1842 nucleotides. RefSeq lists its product as uncharacterized. The transcript is spliced from 3 exons. NCBI's taxonomy places the organism in Eukaryota, Fungi, Ascomycota, Leotiomycetes, Helotiales, Sclerotiniaceae. The record is from RefSeq and is a predicted model, not a curated record. Gene Ontology annotation, molecular function: ferric-chelate reductase activity. Gene Ontology annotation, cellular component: plasma membrane. Gene Ontology annotation, biological process: intracellular iron ion homeostasis; iron ion transport; copper ion import. The coding region runs from base 1 to 1842 and encodes 613 amino acids.